Messenger RNA from Magnolia sinica, 2056 nucleotides. RefSeq lists its product as uncharacterized. NCBI's taxonomy places the organism in Eukaryota, Viridiplantae, Streptophyta, Magnoliopsida, Magnoliales, Magnoliaceae. Bases 204 to 1862 code for a protein of 552 amino acids. The transcript has 2 exons. The record is from RefSeq and is a predicted model, not a curated record.
CAACCACCGACUAGAAAAGCCGUCGGUGGAUCUCUCUCAGAUCUAAGCUCACCGGAUCUAGUGUUCUCUGAACCUCAUCUCCAUCCAACGCGCUGUUGCAGUUGCUCUUGAUCCGACGCGCUUUGCACUUGCUCUCAGAUUGCAGCUCUUCGAAUCUCCGAAAAACGCUUUUAUCAUUUCCAGGGAGUUAUCGAACGGCGGUCAUGCUUCACCAUUCUGCGAUGAGGAAUCAAAGAAGCAAAGGGAUCAAAGUUAAGCAGGUGUUGCAGGUAGCGGUGCUUUUGGCUGUGUGCAUUUGGUUGAUUUACCAGGUCAAGAAUUCAUAUGACAAGAAGGAUUAUAAUGAAGCAGAGAAAAACAAGGCUAGUCAGGGAUAUGGAAACAUGAAUUUGGGGCGUAAAGAGAAAGUGGGAUUCAAUGGUGGGAUUGAGAUGGAGAGCGACCAUGGGAACUCCGAAAACUCCGAACGGGUUGAAGAAAAGAUGGAUGAAGAUUCACAAGACAACACCACGGAUCAUGAAGAGGGAGAGAGUGAAAAGGGGGAAGAAGCGCAACAAGAUGAACCACGACGAGAUGAAGAAGGGAAUGUCAGUGAUCAAAUAAGAGGUGGAGAUGAAACGGGUUUGGAAAAGGGUGAGGAAGAGGCUCUUGACAAGGGUCAUGAAGAUUUGCAAGGCAAUGCCACAGGGACUGAAGAGGAAGAGAGUCAAAAGCAGAAAGAAAAUCAACAAGAGGAAACACAAAGUAAUACGGAAGAUGUCACCAAUACUCAAGGUAAUGAUGAAGCAACAGUCUCUGAAAAGGCUGAUGAAGGGGUUACAAACGAACAUGAAGAUCCAAAGGAAAAUGCAGCGAAUCAUGAAGAGGAAGAGAGCAGAAAAGAGCAAGAAACUCAACAGGAUGAGAGUCAACACAGCAAAGAAGAGAACAGAAAUGACAGUAUCGAAGUAAAAGAGGGAGAGGAAGCAACAGUUUCAGACCAGGAUCGCCAUGAAGAGAAUGAAAAGGAGCAAGAAACUCGACAUGAGGAAACACAUGAAGAGGGUGAAAAGGAACCAGAAACUCACCCUGAGGAAACACACACUGAUGAAGAAGUCAACACUGACCGUAGAGGGGGAGAUGAAGCAACGGUUCUAGAUAAUGGUGCCGGGGAAGAGAGGAGGGACUCUAGUAGAAGUGUGGAGGAGACUUUGCUGUUACAGACGAAUGGAAUGGACAGCCAAACAGCAAAUGCGAUUGGUGGCUUUCCUGAAGAAGGAAAUCAGUCUGCAAGUUCCAUGUUUAAAGAGACAGAAGGUGGCCAUCAGGGAGUAGCAAGUUCCGACCAAGAGACUGCAUCAGAUUUGGAUAAACACACCCAAUCCGGUGAAAAUGCAGUGCCAACAACUGAGGAACUUUCCAAUUCAUCUCCUUCCAACAAGCAAAAUGAAAUGGAUAUGCGAAGGAGCGAAGAUAAUGGAGCAACUAGUUCAGCUGAGGAGACUUUUUCGGAUUCAGAUGGCCACACCCAAGCUGGUGAAAAUACAGAACCAAGAUCUGAGUUACUCUCCAAUUCAUCCCUGCCUGGCGGCCAUAAUGAAAUAGAGGUGGCAGCUGAAAGGACUGGUCCUGAAGCUGAGGCUGUUCAAUCUCAAGAAGGAAAUAAUGUUUCUGAGGCAGUAAGCACUGGAGAAACAAGUUCCGAGUCUGGUAAGGACUUGGUGGACAGAACUACAGAAACGCAGCACGAAGAUAGUAAGUUGGAGUCUUCCAAUAGUAGUGGAACGAGCAUCAGUGGGACACCAGAAACUGAGCAAGAAAAUAAUGCAGCGUCCGAGUCUUUGGAACCAAAGGUGCUGGCACAAAAUGAAGCCGAAAGUUGAGCAAGAAAGGGUUCAAAAAGCAGUUGGGGCUUUACACUGUAGUUCCCACAUCUCUUCUGUUUCAUUGACUACUUGAAUCUCAUCAGUUACGAAUCUUCUUGUAUCUUCUGUUUUCUUGUUGAGAAUCUUGAUUGGAUAAAAACUUUCAGAGAAGUCCUUCCAAAUUUGAUACAAGAACCCUGUUCUUUUUCUAA